UUGCACAGAUAAGAUGACGACGAUGGGCGUUGUCCUGCUGCAGCUGAACCAACAGGAGAGUCGGGGAAAUGCCAAGCUGUCAGUGCACGUCUAAAUAGACAAAAGGUCUAAUCAGGCAAUAAAGUUGAACACCCCUGCGUGAGUGUAUUGGGCUUUCUAAUUUAAAAAAAAUGUUCCAAUGCAGCCCUCCUGGCAGAGAUCGACAUGUUUGAACGGUUCAUCAGCCGCAUAGAUCCUCGGGACCUGGUGUCCCAUGCUGGGGAAGACAGUCAGGGGGCAGCAGGAGCCUCCCAGCUGGAGGGUGGGGGUUGUGGAUGGAGGCGGCGGUCCCGGUCCAACAUAUUAGAUCGCCUCCAGCAGCUGACCUUGGAACAAAAACUAUAUGUGGCACAGAGAGAAGUAACAGAGACACGACAAGACCAGGAGAAACUCAAACAGAGAUAUCAGAGAAUUCAGGACAACUACAAGGCCUCUCUGAAAGAGGCAGAAAUGCGUCUUGCAGAAAUCCGGAAGGCUAAAAACGAUUUUGAACGCAGACUGCUCAAACCUUUGAAGGACAACAGGUUGAAAAUGAAGGAGCCUGAGAAAGUCCUUCAUUGCAUCGAAGACAAGACGAAGGUCACCCAGUUGGAGAAGUUUCAUCUGAAGAACCGGGCACUGAAGGUCCACCUGAAGAAGCUCCAGCAGCAGCUUCAACAGAAAAAGGAGACGGGAAAAGCCGAGUACGAGGAAAUGUUCCAGGAGUACUGCGAGCAGAGAAUUGACAGAAACCUGGAUGAACUUCAAGUCAACAAUUUGAAAGUGCAACGUGUUCUCAGUUCACACAAGGAGAAGCUGCAGAGUGUGACACGGGAGUCCACAGAGCUGAGCAAUGACAUCACCAACAGGAAGCAGAUGCUGGCAAAAAUUGAGGAAGAGAUACAGCAUGCUGAGGAGGAGCGUUUAAAGGCAGAGGCUCUCAACCAACACUUGCGCCGCCAGAUGACAUAUUAUCAGGCUCCUGAUAUCACUGAGUACAUUCAUGUUAAGGACAAACACAAGAAGCUGCAGCAGAGCAUUCACACUUGGGAGAGGAAGGUUGGGAUUGCCGAGAUGGCCUUGAAGACCCACACUAAAGCCUGGAGCACACAGAGAGCCACUCUUACUCCUGCAAACAGUGCUGAGGCUGGAGCUAGAUCUCAGCAACACCAAACCCCAUUAAAGCUCCCAUACAUAGCAGAACACAGCACAUAGAGAAAUAGAGAAUCAGAAUCCAGUAGGCUUGGCUUCAUUAAAAAAAACAAUGUACUGUUGGCUUGAAACUUUAAUCCUUAUCAUGUCUUUUAGUUUUUCUUUUUGACUUAUACUCCUUGGUAGAUUUUUACUAUGCACCGUUAUGAAGAAUGAAAUGUACAGUAGCAUGUUGUGUAAAUGUAGAACCUUGCUUUAUCAAGUCCUACUGAAUUAUAUUGAAUAAUAAAAAUGUUGAUUCUUUUA
Molecule: messenger RNA, 1476 nt
Organism: Siniperca chuatsi (mandarin fish)
Lineage: Eukaryota; Metazoa; Chordata; Actinopteri; Centrarchiformes; Sinipercidae
Gene: cfap263
Product: coiled-coil domain containing 113
Exons: 9
Coding region: 205-1233 (342 amino acids)
Biological process (GO): cilium assembly
Cellular component (GO): ciliary basal body; axoneme
Source: RefSeq, a predicted model, not a curated record